Pseudozyma hubeiensis SY62 is the source of this 1668-nucleotide messenger RNA. RefSeq lists its product as hypothetical. The coding region runs from base 1 to 1668 and encodes 555 amino acids. Lineage: Eukaryota; Fungi; Basidiomycota; Ustilaginomycetes; Ustilaginales; Ustilaginaceae. The transcript has a single exon. The record is from RefSeq and is a predicted model, not a curated record. Gene Ontology annotation, biological process: lipid biosynthetic process.
AUGACCGGACUCUUUCCCUCGAUCCCCGUGCCGCAGAUGCUUCUGGCACCUCUGGCGAGACCAACCGCAGCCAUUGCGCGUUCUUCCAUUCUCGCGCUCUUCUCCAAGCUCACUGUUGGCCAGCUCGAAGUACGCCUGCUUGACGGCACGGUCCAUCGCUUUGGCGAUCCCACUCUCGUAAGGAGCAAGCAGCGCAGCCGCGACGGAAGCAAAUCAGAAUCCGCCGCCGCAGCAAGUAGUGGUGGCUCAACUACGGCUCCGCAUGCCAUCCUCAUCGUCAAAUCCGACUCGUUCUGGACUCGAAUGUUCUUUGGUGCCGAUCUCGGCUUUGCCGAAGCCUACAUGAUCGGCGAUGUCGACACACCCGACCUCGCCGCGUGCUUUGACCUCUUCAUCCUCAAUCGUUCCUCUCUCAGCAACCUCGAAAGCAUCUCGGUCGCCAGCUCGCUCAUCUCCUCGGCACAGGGGCUGCUCAACCGUCGUUACGCAAACACCAAGGUCGGAAGUUUGCGCAACAUCGGUGCACACUACGACAUCAGCAACACCAUGUACAAGGCGUUCUUGAGCAAGGACAUGACCUAUUCCUGUGCAGUGUUCGAUACAUUGGAUGCGGACGUGUCUGGGCCCUUGCUCGAUAAGCUCAACCAGCAGACAAGGGCUGCGCUAGGCACAGCCACCAACGGACACGGCAGCUCGGCCGCGGGUGUCUUUGAACCUCUCAGAUUCGCUGCUGCUGCCAACACCGACAGCAGCGAGCCAGCAGCAAACGCGGGGGUAAGGUCUGGUGAUCUUCCCACCCCGCCCUCCGAAAGCGACGCCGUCACCACCCGCGCUAGCGACUACGACGAAUUGGAAGCAGCCCAAAAGACCAAGCUGCAACUCAUCAUCAAACGUGCCAACAUCCGUCCAGGUGAUCGCGUCCUCGAGAUCGGAACAGGUUGGGGCUCGUUCGCCAUGGAAGCAGUUCGAAAGACCGGAUGCACCGUCGACAGUGUCACGCUUUCCGUCGAACAAAAAGCUCUCGCAGAACAACGCAUCGCUGCAGCCGGAAUGGAGGGCAAGAUCAAAGUACACCUCAUGGACUACCGCGAUUUCCCUUCCAGCUGGACCGACCGAUUCGACCGCGUAUGUUCCAUCGAGAUGCUGGAAGCUGUAGGGAUCGAGUUCCUCCCCACCUACUUCAAGUGCGUCGACCGUGUCCUCAAACGUCAAGGAGGUGUUGCGGUUUUCCAGUGCAUCACCAUGCCAGAAUCGCGCGCCGAGGCCUACUAUAAGGGCGUCGAUUUCAUCCGAAAAUGGAUCUUCCCCGGCGGCGUGCUUCCCUCGGUCACAUCCCUCGUCAACGGUGCCACCGAUGGAAGCAAUGGCAACCUCAUCCUCGAUACCCUCGUCUCCAUCGGUCCUCAUUACGCCAGAACUCUGCGGGAAUGGAAGAACCGCUUCGAGGCCAACUUUGACAAAGUCAUCCGUCCUGCUUUGCUGCGCGAUCACGACGAGAUCAGCCGCCUACCCGAGCAGGCACGCCAGAAGGAGGUCGACGUCUUCCGAAGAAAGUGGAUCUACUACUUUGUCUACUGCGAAGUAGGUUUCACCCAUCGCGUCAUCAACGAUCACAUCCUCGCUUUCACCCGCGAGAACAACACCACUCUGCCCGUCUGCUCCGGAUAA